GCCAUUACAACGCAAUUUAAGUAUUUCGAUUUUCAAAUAAAAUUCAUCGUUUUUGAAGAUUUUCUUCUCCAACAAUUAUUUAUUUCCGAUUGGUCGAUAUUUAAAUUAUCGAUGACGCGUCGACGCCGCUAGCCAAUAAUUUGUAAUUUAACGUAUUUAGUAACCGUUUAAAGUUUUGUUGGUACAAAAACGCUUGGCUUAGUUCGUUCGAUAUAUUUACCGCGGUGGCGGACGGUUUUAUGGAAAAUACCAGUAAAAUCGAUGGAAGUUUCGAAUUUAAAUUUGAAAAAUUGCCGAAAAUUCGACAAAAACAAAGAUUAAAAGCUAACGAAAGAGAAAGGAAACGCGUAAAAUUAAUAAAUUUGGCAUUCGACCGGCUUAAAAAAAUCCUAACCAAGUCUCGCGUGGUUAAUUCGGGAGCGAAAAAAAUUUCCAAAUUGCAGAUAUUGAAAUUUUCCAUCGAUUAUAUUAGAUGUUUACAGACUUUAACCGAAUGUCGGCAUAAUCGAAUAAGCCCACGGUUUUAUACAGGAAAUGCCAAUGGAUUUUUUUCAUUUUGUAAUCAUUCUCUGUCGUGGUCUAGAGAGAAACCGGAAGAAAAUAGUAAGAUCGUCUUGGCCGCCAUCUGGACUCCGCAACAUCCAAAAUGGCUGCGAAGCGCGUAUAAAAAGGAAUAAAUCAAACUUUUAUUAAAGCUCGAGUAUUAUUCGUUGUUGCGAGUUUCCUCCUCGAAGCUGACAAUCGGAUUAGAAAUUUUCUCGGAGGAGGAGGAAGAAUUUAAAUGCUCGUUCGAGAACACACGAAAGGAGAUUACUGGAGGGCGUAUAAGGUUCCUCCUCCCAUUUUCAAAGGAUAAUAAGUGCCAACAUCUUCUGAAUUUAUCCAAGAAUGUACGGUACGAGUGCUCGAGAUGGACAAAAAUGUUCUUACUAUCUACAAAGAAGCUGUAAUUCUUAGUACAUUAAACACACUGUAGUAAAAUCGAGGAGCGAGUAGGCUGAAGUAUACGAAACCGUGGAAAUCUUCACUCGACCCUUUGUUAUCGGAAGACGCAUUUUGGUCCAAUUUAAUUCGUUUUAUAACAAAUAACGCAAAAUUUAUGCUAAUUAUAAACUUUUAAUAAAAUUUCAACACGAAAUAAACAUUUUAUACAAAAAUCAUUAAAAACAUUUUGCAUAUUUACAUUUC
Centruroides sculpturatus (bark scorpion) is the source of this 1188-nucleotide messenger RNA. RefSeq names its product achaete-scute homolog 1-like. Gene Ontology annotation, biological process: regulation of transcription by RNA polymerase II; developmental process. The record is from RefSeq and is a predicted model, not a curated record. Gene Ontology annotation, molecular function: protein dimerization activity; RNA polymerase II transcription regulatory region sequence-specific DNA binding; DNA-binding transcription factor activity, RNA polymerase II-specific. The coding region runs from base 240 to 677 and encodes 145 amino acids. The transcript is spliced from 2 exons. NCBI's taxonomy places the organism in Eukaryota, Metazoa, Arthropoda, Arachnida, Scorpiones, Buthidae.